Perognathus longimembris pacificus (Pacific pocket mouse) is the source of this 2863-nucleotide messenger RNA. RefSeq names its product zinc finger protein 782-like. The transcript is spliced from 3 exons. Bases 139 to 1995 code for a protein of 618 amino acids. Gene Ontology annotation, biological process: negative regulation of transcription by RNA polymerase II. Gene Ontology annotation, molecular function: DNA-binding transcription repressor activity, RNA polymerase II-specific; RNA polymerase II cis-regulatory region sequence-specific DNA binding. The record is from RefSeq and is a predicted model, not a curated record. Lineage: Eukaryota; Metazoa; Chordata; Mammalia; Rodentia; Heteromyidae.
AAGGAAAACUUUGCUUUCAUAAGGUAUAAGUUAGUAUAGAAGCAGGUAUUUCUAUUUUGUCUUUUAUCUCCCAUACUGCAUAGAUAACAGAGCAAGCUCCAACCAUUUUAUGUAAGACAGAAACAUACAUGUAGUGGAAUGAAAUCCUCAGACUUGGCUUUAUCAAGACUAAUGACUUUUUGCAAUGUGCCAUUUCAGGGUUUGGUAUCAUUUGAGGAUGUGUGUGUGGACUUCAGCUGGGAGGAGUGGAAAGACCUGGAUGAUGCUCAGAGGACCCUGUACAGGGAUGUGAUGCUGGAGACCUACAGCAACGUGGUUUCCUUAGGGUACUGUCUUCCUAAACCUGAAGUGAUUGUUAAGCUGGAGCAAGGGGCAGAGCCAUGGCUGGGAGAAGCCCAAGACAAGAACAUCACAGAUGUCCAGCAAGUAGAUGGCUCGAUUAAAAUAUGCCAGAAGAGUCCAGACGCACAUCUGUUUCAAGUUGUAAUCACCAGCAGCAAUACAGUAGAGAAAAACGUUGGUUUUUCAGGUGUUAGAAAUGGAGCAAAUCUUUUUACUACAAACCAGACCUCACUGUACAGUAAAAAACUCACAGAGGAGAGAUACUCUGUGAAUACAAUGCAUGUCACUACUGGAAGUCAGACCUCAUCAGGCUUCAGAGAACUCACACAGGAGACAAAUCCCAUGAAUGUAACACAUGUGGAAAGUCUUUCGAACAAAACUCAUGACACACAGCAGAAAAAUCUUAGGAAUGUAACACGCAUGAAAAGUCAUUCAAAUGGAAAUCAGAGGUCAGUGUGCAUCAAAGAACAUAUAGGGGACAAACUGUAUGACUGUAACACGUGUGGAAAGUCUUUCAGUCAGAUGACCUAUCUCCGCACACAUCAGAGAAUACACACAAGAAAGAAUUACUGUGAAUGUGACACAUGUGGAAAGUCUUUCAGGUGCAUGUCUUAUCUCCACAUCCAUCAGAGAACACACACGGGGGAGAAGCCAUAUGAAUGUAACACCUGUGGAAAGUCUUUCAGAUGGAUUUCAAACCUCCGCAUGCAUCAGAGCACACACACAGAAGAGAAACCAUAUGAAUGUAACACGUGUGGAAAGUCUUUUUUCCUCAAGUCAAGACUCAGGGAGCAUCAGCAAACACACACUGGAGAGAAACCAUAUGAAUGUAACACAUGUGGAAAGUCUUUUGCCUUUCAGUCAAAACUCAGGCGGCAUCAGACAACACACACGGGUGAGAAACCUCAUCAAUGUAACACAUGUGGAAAGUCUUUCAGUGAGAAGUCAACUCUCCGCAUCCAUCAGACUAUACACACAGGAGAGAAAUCUUAUAAAUGUAACACAUGUGGAAAGUGUUUUGGGCGGAUGUCAGGUCUCAGGAUCCACCAGAAAACACACAUAGCCCAGAAACAAUAUGAAUGUAAUACGUGUGGAACGCCUUUUAUUUGCACACCAAAUCACAGGCAUCAUACGACACUCACAGGAGAGGAGUCUUAUGAAUGUAACAAAUGUGGAAAGUUUUCUGUCAUCAAGUCAGAAGUCAGGCAGCAUCAGACAACCCACUCAGGGGAAAAACUUCAUGAAUGUAACACCUGUGGAAAGUCUUUUAGCAGGAAGUCAACACUGCGCAUCCAUCAGAGAACACACACAGGAGAGAAACCCUAUGAAUGUAACACAUGUGGAAAGGGUUUCAUAUGGAUGUCAAGUCUUCGCAACCACUGCAAAAUACAUGCAGAAGAAAAAUCUUAUGAAUGUGACAUAUGUGGAAAGUCUUUCACAUGGAUGUCGUCUCUCCGCUUUCAUCAGAGAAACCACACAGGAGAGAAACCAUUUGACUGUAACACAUGUGGAAAAUCUUUUGUAAUGAAGUCAGAACUCCGGCGGCAUCAGACAACACACACAGGGGAGAAACCUCAUGAAUGUGACACAUGUGGAAAAUCUUUCAGCAGGAAGUCAGCUCUCCGCAUCCACCAGGCCACACAUACAAGAUGAAAAUCCUAUGAAUGUAACCUAUGUGGAAAGCCUUUCAGAUGGAUAUCCUGCCUCUGCAUCAAUCAAAGAACACACACAGGACAGAAAUCUUAUGAGUGUAACGCAUGUGGAAAGUCAAACAGAUGUCAACACUCUGUAUACAUCAAAGAACACAGAACAGAAAUCUUAUGAAUGUAACACGUGGAAAAGUUUUUUAAGGGAGUCAGAACUCCAGCAGCAUCAUACGUGACACACGGGAGAAACCAGCACGUUUGGAAAGUCUUUGACCCGGAUGUCAACACUCCAUAUACAUCAGAGAACACAAACAGAGGAGAAACCAUAUGAAUGUAACGUGGGGAAAGUCCUGUACCAGUCAAGCCUCAAUGUUCAUCAGAACACACACAGGAGAGAAGCCUUAUGAAUGUGACAAAUGUGGAAAGUUUCAUCUACAAGUCAUAUCUUAGCAGACAUCAGAGUUUUAUACAGAAAAGAAAUCAAGAUCAAACCACACAGGAAUAAAAUUUCUAAGAUCUUUGAAUUUGAUUGUGGGCUACCCUGGACCUGAGCACCCCCCUCAUAGAGCAUGGAAUGUUGAAAAGGUUGAUGUUGAACAGCAUACUUUGAUCAAACACCUGAUGGAAAUAGGUUGGACUAUAAAAUGGUGCUCUCUCCUUCCCAAAUUGCAAAAGGUUCUUUUUGCUGUGCACUGGAAAUUCUUUUUCUUUUCUUUGCUUGUCUUUCCUUUUCUUUCUUUUAAAUCUGUGCUCUGGGCCUGUGAACUGCCUUUGAUCUUGUUUUGCUCAAGGGGACCACUCUUCCAUUUUAGCCACAGCACACUUCUGGCUUUUUUGAGCAGUUUAUUGCAGAUCAGUCUCAUGGAGGGAGUCUG